AGGCAGAAGUUAAAAGAAAUGCUUCACCUGCUGACUUGGGUUCUACUAUUCACACCAGCUUUUCAGGCUGCAGAGAAAUCCUGCUCGGAAAGGCCAGAUGUAACUGCCUUGAAAAAUUGUUGCAAGCUGCCUAAUCUGGAUUUCUCAAGCUAUAAUUCCAAGUGCGGUCAGUUUUUGAUUAAUGGGGUUCAUGUAACACCAUGCAGCUUUGAUUGCAUUUUCAAAGCGGCAAAUGCUAUAAACGGCACAAGUUUGGUGAUGGAAAACGUGGAAAAGAUGAUGCGAUCUAUUAUGGACUCUGAUGAAUUUUUACAGGUCUAUAUGGGCGGUUUCAAGACCUGUGCUGCUCAGGAGCAGGUUAUGAUUAAGUCCUUGAAACGUCGCCGAGUGCCCGUCACUGGAAGAUGUGCCUCCAUGUCCUUGAUGUACGGCCUGUGUGCCCAUCGGUAUUUCUAUCGCAAUUGCCCGGAAAGUGUUUGGAGCAAGACUGCCGGCUGCAAUGAGGCCAGGGAGUACAACAUUCGUUGCGACGCUUUCUAA
This is a messenger RNA of Drosophila rhopaloa, 540 nucleotides long. RefSeq lists its product as uncharacterized. The coding region runs from base 19 to 540 and encodes 173 amino acids. The transcript has 3 exons. Lineage: Eukaryota; Metazoa; Arthropoda; Insecta; Diptera; Drosophilidae. The record is from RefSeq and is a predicted model, not a curated record.